This is a messenger RNA of Spathaspora passalidarum NRRL Y-27907, 1828 nucleotides long. It is a transcript of the gene ALD7, whose product is annotated as hexadecenal dehydrogenase. The record is from RefSeq and is a predicted model, not a curated record. Gene Ontology annotation, cellular component: cytoplasm. The transcript has a single exon. Gene Ontology annotation, molecular function: aldehyde dehydrogenase (NAD+) activity. NCBI's taxonomy places the organism in Eukaryota, Fungi, Ascomycota, Pichiomycetes, Serinales, Debaryomycetaceae. The coding region runs from base 350 to 1687 and encodes 445 amino acids. Gene Ontology annotation, biological process: aldehyde metabolic process.
UAACCUUACAACCAUUGCUAGAAAAAUGCCUCCUGUACAAGAACAACUGUCUAUUGCUACCCUGAAUAAAUCCAAUGAAUCAAUCGAUACUUCGGUUUUGGAUGCUGAAGCAUGGUAUACCCCAGUUGCAGACAUCGCUCCUGAAGUCAAACGUAUAACCGAGGCCUUUUUUAUUAAGAGAAAGACCCAUUCGUUGCAAUUCCGGUUAAAUCAAUUACGUAAUGUGUAUUUCGGGAUUAAAGACAACAUUGAUGCUCUUUGUGAUGCCUUAUACCAGGAUUUCCACCGGUCCAAGUUUGAAACUAGAAACUUGGAAAUUCUCGGUGGUUUAGCUGAAAUUGUUCAUAUUAUGGAAAGUUUACAUACUUGGGCCAAACCCGAGAAGGUCACUGAUUUGCCAAUCAAUCUUAAAACUCAACCAGUUUACAUUGAGAGAAUCCCCUAUGGUGUUGUUUUGAUUAUUUCUCCCUUCAACUACCCUUUCUUUUUGUCGAUCUCCGCUGUGGUUGGUGCCAUUGCCGCUGGUAAUGCAGUUGUUUUGAAACAAUCGGAAAUGACUCCACGUUUCUCAAAACUCUUCAGUGAAAUCUUGACCAAAUCCCUUGAUCCAGACAUCUUCUUGGCUGUGAAUGGUGGUAUUCCUGAAACAACUGAAUUAUUGAAUCAGAAAUUUGAUAAAAUUAUGUAUACUGGUAACAACAUGGUUGGUACUAUUGUUGCUAAAAAGGCGGCUGAAACUUUAACACCUACUAUUUUGGAAUUAGGUGGUAAAUCUCCCGCUUUUGUUUUGGAUGACGUCCAAGAGAAGGAUUUGGAUACCGUUGCUAGAAGAAUCGCCUGGGGAAGAUUCACUAAUGCUGGACAAACUUGUGUUGCCGUGGACUACGUCUUGGUUCCUAAGAAACUCCAUGAUAAGUUUAUUACUUCUGUUAAGAAGGUAGUUUCUGAACAAUUAUACCCCAAGAUUAAUGCAAAUGAUGACGAAUUCACUCACAUUAUCCACGACCGUGCGUUUAAGAACUUGACUGGAUUGUUAAAAACUACCAAAGGUGAAAUCGUUGUUGGUGGAGAUUCCGAUGCUAAAUCGAGAUAUAUUGCUCCUACAGUAGUUGAUAAUGUUGACUGGGAUGAUUCCGUCAUGAAGAAUGAAAUCUUUGGCCCUAUUUUACCAAUUAUCACGUAUGAGAAAUUAUCUGAUGCUCUUAUCGAGGUUCAACGUCGUCAUGAUACUCCAUUAGCUCAAUAUAUCUUCACUAGUGGAUCUACUUCCCGCAAGUAUAAUCGUCAAGUAGAUCAAAUUCUUACUGCAAUUAGAUCAGGUGGUACCAUCAUCAACGAUGUUCUUCUUCACGUUGCCCUUUUAAAUGCCCCAUUUGGAGGUGUGGGUAAUUCCGGUAUGGGUGCAUACCAUGGUAAGUUCUCGUUCCGUCAUUUCACCCAUGAGAGAACGACAAUUGAGCUGAAAUUGUGGAAUGAAGCUAUGAUUAAAGUCAGAUACCCACCUUUUAAUGAUACUAAGAAUACUUUACUUCAAGUCACCCAGACUAGUUAUGGUGGUAAUGUUUGGUUUAAUCGUACUGGUGAUGUUCGUGUUGCUGGACCAAGUACCUUAUUUAGUGUGUGGAAUGGGUUUAUUGGUACUUUGGGAAUUCUUGGUACUUUUGUUUCCAAGGCAUCCAAGUUGUAAGCUUGUGUCUUUCUAUCCUCUCUUUAAUUUAAUGUGUAUGUAAUGUGAUUUAAUUUUACAAAACUGAGUUGUUUUUUUUAAAAAAAAAAGACAAACGUAUUAUGUAUUAUUAUGUAUUAUUAUUUUAUUACUAGUAUUAUU